Molecule: messenger RNA, 3462 nt
Organism: Orbicella faveolata
Lineage: Eukaryota; Metazoa; Cnidaria; Anthozoa; Scleractinia; Merulinidae
Biological process (GO): protein ubiquitination
Molecular function (GO): zinc ion binding; ubiquitin-protein transferase activity
Source: RefSeq, a predicted model, not a curated record
ACACGGCAAAGUUAAAUGUGUUUCUGUUCUUUUCUCACUUUGCUUUGUUUUUAUUUUUCAGUUACCUUGGGGUACUGGGAAUUAACCGCGAGCUGACCGCGAAAUAUUGACCAAUGAGCUCUUUCAAUGGUGACGUAAGGUUCCCAAUAAUGGCUUACUUUUUGGACGGGUACAACGUUCGUAAUUAGCCAAAAAUAAACCUCACAAAGAUGCUGAGUAUGAGAUAUUUUGGAAAGGUAUAAAUGCCUGGAGAUAACUAUUGAUUACACCACUAGUCACCAGCUAGAGGGGGAGAAUAGCCACGCUAACAUGGUUUGGAAGGAAAACGGCAAGUUCGGGGUUCACACUGGUCGAACUCUUCGAAAGUCCGCCGAGCAGUCUUCUAACAAGAGGGAUCGCGGAUUUCUGAUCAAAACCGUUACUAACCCGGACAUUAACUUCACCGAUGAAGACAUAAGGCGAUGCCUGAAGAAGUGUCAAAUACAAGACGGUCUUAACGUCGAAAACGUGGUGAAAGAAAGCCGCGAAAGUCGGCAUCGUCGCCUCUGGCAUGUCGGCGGCCGUGCAGUCCAUGAUAACUCGCUGUUGUAUUCUCUCGGAAAGCGAAAACGAUGGCUCGUAUCUUCGGUCUUGAGGGAGCAAAUUCCUGCAGAUUACGACAGUGAAAAUGACUAUAGCGUGGUACUUGUAGAAAGGGAAUCACUAAAUAAUUCUUCUUGGUACUGCCGUUCUCCGAGACUGAAACGGGGAGAUUGCAAUGAGGUAGUGGACGGUGAAAACGUAAGGAAACCCAAACGGAGAAAGUUCGCUCACGUCGGGGACUUGUGGAACAGUUCAGACAAAACCGAGAUCUUUUACGAGGUGAAUCAUACAGAAACUACCACUUCCUGGCCGAGCUUCUUGCAGUAUGACUGGAGGGAGUCCAGAGAUCAGAACAAGGCUCGAUGUAAACAGAAGGGGACAAAGAACAAAAGGCGUAUGUGGGGGGAAUUCAGCAGGAACGAGUUGGGCAAGACAUCUUGUGAAUCUCGUCAAGAAAGAACUUUUGAUCAAGACAUGAAAACUACUAUUGAAGAGGAGGAAGAGAUGGUUCUGAGUGUAGACAACUUUGGGCACUGUUCAGGCUCAAUGUUAGAUGAACAUUACUUUGUACAAAGAUCUAUUAAUAAGUACUUUGAUAUCGGAAAUUACAUCUGGGAAGCUCUAACAGCAACUCCAGCACGUAGUGGCGUAAAGAACAAAAAGAAACAUGGCGAGAGAACACCCUCUACUGUAGACCCGGCCUCUUCACAGAUGGUCCAGCAGCAUGGAAAAGGAUCUGCUGUUCACAUUGACUCUGUAGACAGUCUGCAUAAUGGUUACCAAGACAGCACAGUGUUGGAAACUCCAAGUUCUGGUGUAAAUACUCCUCUGACUGCUGAUGGUGUAACUUACUGUAAAGCAGUUUCUGUAAAUGUAGACAUCAAGAGUGAAAAACUUGACCCCUGGGCACUGCAGGCACAAUUUGGAGAGAUGUACAAGGAGAGUGAUAGUGUGCCACGGCGAUUCAGCAUUAACUGCCCUACCGAUCAGUCUACCAAGUUCGUCAUCACAUGCUGGCCCAAUGAUGCUCUCAAGACUGUGGAUAACAGAACUGAGAGGUUAGCUGUGACAGUUAUCAGUGAUUCGAUGCCCUCUAAAAAAUCUUAUGACUGCAAGGAAUUCUUGAGAGAUUUCUUCAGUGUUUCAGAGCAAGGGAGUCAAAUUGAAGAUGAACCACCAUGCAGCACUUUGCUUGAUCAAAGACAGUUCAUCUCUGAUGAUAACUGUCCCAGCAGAGUAGCGGUGAUGCCUUUUGAUCUGCUUUGUGAUAUAAACAGAUGGUCGUACAAAGCGUCCGUACCAAGUCUUGCUCUGCCAGAUGGUCUGAAAAGUAAUGCACCAUGUAGAAAAGCCAUGGCUAAUGGAGAAUCAAAUGUUCCCAGUCUACCUGAAACUGUUGUGUGUGAAAUCUGCUGCUGUGAAUUUUAUUUGGACAGUGGCAAUGAAACCAGACCCAUGGAGUUUUCCUGCACUGCUAUGAAGUCCUGUUCACACUGGUUCUGCAAUGAAUGUUGGAAGGCUUACUUGUUUACUGAGUUACAACAGGGCAAGACCAUCAUCAAGUGUCCAGCUCAUGACUGUGAUGUACCAGUUGAUGAUGUCACCUUAAUGGGACUUCUACCAGACAGGUUCCUGAAGUUUCUAACUAUGCGACAAGAGAAAACAGUAGAGUUGAAUUCUGAAUGGCAGUGGUGCCCUGGGGACAAGUGUAACCUGGUUGUCAAGGCAACUGCCCACAAAAGCACAAAAGAAACAAAGGAAGAAGUUGAUCCAGUGCCCAUAUGUUGCCAGUGUGGACACAAAUGGUGUUUUGCCUGCCAGGAGGAACCUCAUUGGCCAGCAUCAUGUGCAGAGGCUGCGUUCUUUCGUUCUCAGACAGAGGCUUAUGAAAAGCUUAUUAGAGCCAAAACUGGUGGAAUAACUUCGGUUAAUGUUAAGCGAUGCCCUCAUUGCCGUUACCCCAUUGAAAAGCACCAAGGGUGUCCUCAUAUGUCUUGUGUCAUGUGCAAGGGAGAGUUUUGCUGGACCUGCCUUGGAAACUGGGCCAAUCAUCACUGGGAUAAGUGUGACAAAGACUUGAAACAAGAGGAGGAGGUGGAACUGGUUAAUCAUAUUGGAUCAACUCGGUUCAACAGGCAUUUGCGAGUUGCUAUUGCGAACCGCGUUGCAAGAGCUGGUCCCAUCCUGUAUGAGAAGUACAGUGCUGUCAAGAAGCUUGAAGGAGUGCUGCAAGUUCACAAUGGACUUUUUGGAGGCAGCUUUUGUGAGGAAAAAGGCUCCAUGUGGUCAGCUUCCUUCUUGCUGCUGAGCUUGUACAAUUCUCAUAAAGUGCCUAAGUACCUUAAAGCUUCCAUAGAUUUCAAGUUUCAAGCUCAUUUUGUCAUCGAAGGUGUGUCCAUCUUGAUGGCAGUUUCUAAAACAAAGAGUUGUCAUGGUAAGCUUCAGAGGCUUGUAUCAACCCUGUUGUUUGUUGUGGACAGGCUGGAGGACAUGGCUAAUAAGAGAAAGCUUUACUCGGAAACUGACAAGGUGCAUUUCAAGAGGCUUAUGAGGGCUGGAAAGCAGUGCAUUGAUUGUAUUAGAAAACUUUGCAUCAAAGCUCAUCAAAACUAAACGACAAUUGUUUUUCAAAUAAAUCAAGGGAAAAUUGUACAAUGCAUACAGUAUGUGCAUGAGGAACAAAGAGAAUGUGUUUUCUAGAUACAUUUAUAUUUAUUCAAGGUGGUGUCAAAAAUAAACCAAAAUGUGUAAUAUUGAAUUCAGUUACAAAUUAUUAAAUAUUGUUACAAAUUAUUGAAACCUGUUGUUUUUAUUUUUGUAAAGCUAUUCUAAUCUAAAUAUUAGUUUGUCGGCAACAUCCAGAGGACAUCACGCGAACUC